Messenger RNA from Aspergillus viridinutans, 1545 nucleotides. RefSeq lists its product as uncharacterized. The record is from RefSeq and is a predicted model, not a curated record. Lineage: Eukaryota; Fungi; Ascomycota; Eurotiomycetes; Eurotiales; Aspergillaceae. The transcript has a single exon. Bases 1 to 1545 code for a protein of 514 amino acids.
AUGUCACCUCACGCUGUCUGCGUCGUCAUCUCCCCUCCCACCGUCGACUUGGACUCCUUCGAACCCUUUGACGAGGAAUACAUUCGCACUGUGGACGAGAUACUCUCUGACGAACCUAGCUUCGACGCCUCAUUCGACACAUACAGUAGCGGUACCUCCAUGGACGGGGCGAAUGACUCCCCACAGCGUGAGCGUGCGACUGGUCGAGCCUCCGUCGGCAAGAGAACUGGACAUACUCACAAGAAGUCGCCAUACUUCUCGACGGGCCAGAUGUCUCAGCGGCGCCUCGGAUUGAAGAGAAGUAUUACCAGAAUUGAUGUCGACGGCGAAGACGAUGACGAGGACGAAGGCGAGGAUGAGGACGACUUCACCCCUGCUACGUCUGUCGAAUCCGUGAAAAUCCAGACGGCCGAUAAUACGAUCGAGAGCGAGCACCAUAAUAAAACGUAUGCUAAAGCCAACGGGAACGCUGUCGACGAUGACAUCGCCGAGGAAGAUAUUGUCUUCGCUUCAGUUGAACCGGAAGUGCACGCUCGCUUGCUGGAUUUCAUUGCGUCGCAUCCGUUUAUGCGUGAUGGUUCAUAUCCUGUGAGGCGGUCCAAAAGGCGGACCUUUGUGUGCGAACUCUAUGAACAAGCGAAAUCGACUGGAAUGGACGAGGACUCGAUCGACAGGUUGACAAACUACGUGAGGAAGACAUAUCUCGAACUGUAUGGAAAGGACUAUGUCGACACCCAAGGCUCAGAAUUUGGUGACGAGAUUGAUGACGUGGCGGGGAAGAGAAGAAGGUCCUUGAAGGUCUCCAAGAAGGAUCGGAAGAGGAAGCGGUCGAAUGGCGACACGGCUAAAGAUAAAUCCAAGAAGAGCAGAUCGCAGUCUUCGCAGACUUCUGAGGAGAAGUAUACUGCCUCAAGGGCUGACUCGCACAACGAUGCCAAGCGUGAGGUAAUCGAUCUGGAGGCCGAGUAUCCUCUUGAGGAUUUCUUCGCUGGUGCCGCUGCUGAGCCCGAGGUCUUGACGAGCGUAUCUCCUGCGGAAGAAUUAUCCAAGACCAGACGCCCAAGCGGCAGCAAGCAGUCCGACCGCUCGUCGGAAGACGACAGAUCGAACAGUUUCUCUUUUGUCACGCCAGAGAGACGCAACAACAGAGCAAGCGCCUUAACUUCUUCUAAGCACUCUAUACGCUCACUUGUGAAGUCCCGGGACGAACCCAUUUGUCUGGAAAGCGACUCCGAUGGACCCAAAAAAUCGGCCACGGCUGUCCCAGACGCACAUUCUUCGGAUAAGCUAGAAACACACAAGGAGAGCGUAGCCAGACCAAGGAAAGAGAAGAAUUGUAGAAAGCGCCGGAAUCGCCGGAAGAGAAGAGCUGAGAAAUAUCGGGAGAGCCUGAGGGACUCGGAGAUUGAAGAUCUUGCAGCUGAUGAUCGUCACAUUGAAGAGGAUACUACGACCAGGAACUUCAACCGGAAGAACAGUGGUGAUAUCAAAGUUGACAAGGACGUUACCAUCCUUGAUGACCCUUUUUGGACUCUGGAUUUUUAA